Molecule: messenger RNA, 1860 nt
Organism: Leptosia nina
Lineage: Eukaryota; Metazoa; Arthropoda; Insecta; Lepidoptera; Pieridae
Source: the annotation of a GenBank genome assembly
AUGUCUAUUCCAUCUAAGAAGCAAAAAUGUAUUACAAGUGAUCUUGACAAUACUGCCCCUGUCAAGCAAAUAUUGGAUGAACUACCACAUAAAAACGGUGAAGCUUUUAAGUUCUAUGCCAAAAAUCUACUCCAGAAGCCCUUAUUACCAAAACAUUGGUUACGACCAAGUUAUCCAUUGAAUACUUUUGACGAAGAUUGGGAUGGGCAGCUGCUUCAUAACUAUUUUGAACCACUAGGUUUCAAGAGCUUACCACCUAAAAUAAUCAAUUCCAUACGAAAUGUAGAUAGAAAAGAUCCUGUGACAGAUUAUAUAUCGAAUAAGCUUGAAUGGAAAAAGCAGCUUUCAGAUUGUAAGAUUGCUUUUGCUAACAAUAAAUGUGAAGAAGAUGUUGAAAUCCUUAAUGAAGAUGUAAUUAGUUGUCCAAAGCUGGUUGUUACUACAGCCGAGCUAUUAAAAAAAGAUCCAGAACCAUAUUUUGAUGAUACCUACAACUGGUAUUAUGCAGGAUUUGGAAACUUACAACUCCUCAGCCUAGAAGGGAAGGAUUAUAUUUUGUACAGUGAAUUUAGCAAGUUAUAUUUAAAGGAGUUUGACAAGAAACAUAUUAAAGUAACUUCUGAUGCAUGUGCCUCGUUUGACUGCAGUCAAGAGCAUAAUAUCUUGGAAAUUGUUUAUACAAUUAUGCAAAUCCCUGUCAUAGCUUUAAGAACAAGAAACAAGUUAUUUAUUUUAAAAUUAUUAGCAGAUCGGACAUUUGAAAAAAUAUCGUCAUUAGACUCUGAUAUUCCAUAUGUUGGCAUUUCAUUUGAUGGUUAUCAUAAGAAAGUUCUUAAUGUUACUCGACUAGACGGAGUUCUCUUUUUAAUAAACAUAGAAACACUUUUAGCUAAGAAAAUAUUACUAAAAAGUCAUAAAAAUAAAAAGUUAAAUAAUUGGAAUGUUGUUCUUAGUGCAAAAAACAAUUAUUAUUUAAAUGUAACAAGAAACUCUGUAUGUGUCUAUGACAAAAGGACCAAUGACAUUGAACAUUAUUAUAAGUUAAUAAAAACGAUUGUGGAUGAGCCUCAUUGCAAUAAAAUAAGUGUGGCUAGGCAAUUUGAAGGGACUGACCACUUAUACUUUGGAACUAGCCACCAUUUGUUUGUGCUCGAUUUACGGUUUGUAAAAAAAUAUCAACUGGACGUGAUACAGCGAUGGACACAUGGAAUGGAAUUUCCGCCCAUCUAUAUGGACAAGUGUAAUAUUCAGAGUAAUAGAGACAUGCUUUGUUUAAGUAGUCAGUGGUGUGAAGAUAUUUGCGUUGUAGCUGAUUACAAAAAAAGUGAAUUCCUUACGCAAAGUAGUAAUGUAUCAAUGCCAUAUAGACCUCCAAGUAUCCUAUCAGUUUUGCAAGAGGCACGGGAACAAUUACUAUGCGAUGACUUUUACAACCCCUUGGAUUGCCGUCUUAAUAGUAGUAUAUGUGGCAACAAACUUUUGAAUCUAAAUGAUACUUGUGAUAUUCUUACAUUAAAUUCACUGGGAGAUAUUACACAUCACAUGUUAUAUCCUGAUCAUAUGCAAGGCAUUGUUGAAGAUGACAGCGUUCAAAGCUUAUAUGAAUGGUCUAAAUCCUACAAAAUUGAAACUAAACCAUUUCAUGUUACAACUAUAUUUAAUAUAGCCGAUGCAUGGAAAAAGUUGAGGAAAGUCUCACAUGAUGAAAUGUUAUCUCAAUAUGACUCAACUACAUCAAAAUUUGAUGAAAAUGAAAUAUGGCAAGUAUUUGAAAAUGAGGAAGUAGAUAUUGAAUUAAAAGAAGUUUGGAUGGAGGCUAAUAAUGCAACCGAAGAGACCUCAAUUGCUUCAGAUUUGUGA